AUGCCAUCGACUACUUUUUUCCACACUUCAUUUUAUUUUGUUGUUAUUUUCAUCUUCACAGUUCAUGGAUAUCACAGAAACCCUGUAAGUUGAAAAAAACGGAGGAAUAUUUUCUAAAAAUUUUUUAUCCCGAAAAAAUGAAAACUCAUUUUGAAAAUUUCAGUAUUUUGAUGAUUCGAUACCUGAACAAGAAACUGUUCUGACUGAACAUGACUAUCGUAUGAUAAAUACUUAUCGAAAAGAAGAUCGAUGGUAUAACUCAAAUGAUUCAGCAAUGUAUAAUCCACUUAGAUUUGAAGGAGAUAUCGGUAAGUUCUUAAUCCUCUUAUACUUAUUCUAUUUGAAUUUGUUGACAAAAAAAUGUUUUCAGCAAACAGUGGAUUGAAUUCCGGUUCGAUUAAUAGUUUCAUGGGUGAUUCACCAUUUUUCGGAAUCUUUGGAGUUCAACGAAAUGCAGUUAGACAAACUUAUUUGAAAUGGGAAGAUGGAAGAAUCCCAUACACUAUCAGUUCACAAUAUUCUUCUUAUAGGUGGGAUAAUUUUGUAGGUUCUCAAAACAAUUUAAUGAUUUUAGUCGAUCAAAAAUUGCUGAAGCUAUCGAAGAAUAUCGCAAGAAAACAUGCAUUGAUUUCGCGCCAAAAAGUGCUGGAGAUUUGGAUUAUAUUCAUAUUGUUCCAGAUGAUGGAUGUUAUUCAUUAGUAGGAAGAAUAGGUACAUACCUAUUUUUGAAAAAAAAAUGGUUAAAUCUUUUUUUAGGUGGAAAACAACCUGUGAGUCUUGGAGAUGGGUGUAUUCAAAAAGGUAUUAUCAUUCACGAGUUAAUGCACGCUGUUGGAUUUUUCCACGAACAAAGUCGUGCUGAUCGAGACGAGUAUGUUAAAAUUAAUUGGAGUAAUGUGGAAGCUGGUUUGCAAGGUUUGCUAAUAAUCUAAAGAAUCCUUUUCAUCGAAGUUUUUUGUAGAUCAAUUUGACAAAUAUUCAUUGAGUAUGAUUGAUCAUCUUGGAACAAAGUAUGAUUAUGGGAGUGUUAUGCAUUAUGCACCAACUGCUUUUUCCAAGGUAAUAAAAAUGUUACUUGAUAAACAUUUACACAAUUAUAUAUUUUUUUUUCAGAAUGGCAAGCCUACUAUCGAACCAAUAGAGAAGGAUGUUGAAAUAGGACAGCGUCUUGGAUUUUCAGAAAAUGAUAUUUAUAAAAUUAAUAUGCUUUACAAUUGCCCGGCUUUUACAACAACUACAGUAUCACCGGAAAACACUAAAAGAGUGAAAAGUAUUACUAAAAAGCCAGGUCCAAUGAGUGGGAAACAAGGAGAAAUUGGAUCAUCGCUGGGUGGUGACAAGGAUAAAUCAGUGCUUGGAAAUUUGAUAGCUAUUCAUUCCGGAAAUGGGAAAUGCGAAGAUAGGUAAGUAUAUCACAACUAAAUUUUUAAAAUUGUUACUCGGAAAUUUUUUAGACGUAAAGAUUGCGAAUUUUUGGCUCGCGCUGGACAUUGUGAUAGUCGAUUCAGUGUUCGAUUCAUGACUGAAAAUUGUGCUGAAAGUUGUGGAAAAUGUAAGGAAGAAGGAGAAGAUAAGGGCACCAAAACUACGGCAGGCGUGGUUUGUGAAGAUUCAAGAAGUUGGUGCGAUAGAUGGGCAAGUAGUGGAAUGUGCAAUCAAACAAUUUUCAAAGAUUAUAUGCGUAGUAAAUGUGCGAAGAGUUGUAAAUUUUGUUAG
Molecule: messenger RNA, 1716 nt
Organism: Caenorhabditis angaria
Lineage: Eukaryota; Metazoa; Nematoda; Chromadorea; Rhabditida; Rhabditidae
Source: the annotation of a GenBank genome assembly